GGCCCGAGUCACAUGGUUGAGUUCUUUGGUUCAGAGUUAAAAUGGGGUUUGGUGUAAAUCUAGAGUGUAUAGCUGUCAUAUAUCACGCUACCUCGUAAAAACGACACUCAGGAUUCUGGGCCAACAAAUCAGAGCGGGGGGAAAAAGGGAAAAAAAAAUAUGACUUCUUAUUAUGUGGACAGUCUCCUUUUCAAAUCUGCGCCGGUUAGGUCUCGGUUUCCGAUUGCAGAUCGAGCUUCUUGCGGGACUGGAUCCAGCGAGGAGGACCGUGGGACUGUGGCCAUUGGGUUUGCACCAUCCCUCUCUGGAGUUUACAGCGUCACCAACGCAGCGUUCCAGAGCCUAAACUCUGUGUUUACCUCAGGGUAUACCCAGGGAUGGGACGUACAUACUCAGGACUGCAGCGGCCCGUUUGGCCAGGGCCGCCUGUUCAGCGACGGCUGCUGCCAUCCAGGGCCGGGACCCCUCACUUCGCCUCCGGACAAACAGUACCGUAUGUACCCGUGGAUGAGGGCAUCAGAUCCAACCCGACAGCGGGGCCGGCAGACCUACUCCCGGCACCAGACUCUGGAGCUGGAGAAGGAGUUCCACUUCAACCGGUACCUGAGCCGCAGACGGAGGAUCGAGAUCGCCCACGCCCUCUGCCUCUCUGAGAGACAGAUCAAAAUCUGGUUCCAGAACCGCCGGAUGAAGUGGAAGAAGGACAACAAGGAGUGCAACCAUGUGGAGACGAAGCAGCUCGACACCCAGGUUGAAUCCGGAUAUGGAGACCCCGGCAACGUAGCACCGGUGGAGCCUAAACAUUAAAGACAGAGACAGGGAAAAGGAUCAUCACAAAUGUCGCGGAAAAAAUAAGGGAAACGAUUUCUCCACUUUUCACGCGUGCUUCACAUCCUCGACUAUUUGAGUUUUGAAAUGAUUGUGUGAUUUCCGCAGCGUUCCAUAUUAAAUCCUUAGAAGCUUCACAUCUAAGAAACAAACAUUUUAACUAACUGAAGUAUAUUUUUCUGUACAGCUAUCAACACGGUUUGUCAUGCAUCUGACUGAAUGUAAGCGAACCAACAUUCCUUUGAACGAAAACUACCUAACAUUUACCUUUUUAUACAUUCAACAUCACCCAGAUUGAAAUUAAAGCAGAACAUUUUCUUCCCAAACAGCUGUAAUGCUUUCAACAUAGCAAAUGUAUUGUGCACUGCAUAUAUGUGCCUUGUUUCGAGCCGCAUGCGUGUUUUACUUAAAUAAAAGAUUACUACUGAAUGGAAAUGUAGGUGUUUUAGCUUUGAUGUCCUGCUCAAUAAAUAUGAACGUUAACACGA
This is a messenger RNA of Girardinichthys multiradiatus, 1316 nucleotides long. RefSeq names its product homeobox protein Hox-A7-like. Gene Ontology annotation, cellular component: nucleus. The record is from RefSeq and is a predicted model, not a curated record. Gene Ontology annotation, molecular function: RNA polymerase II cis-regulatory region sequence-specific DNA binding; DNA-binding transcription factor activity, RNA polymerase II-specific. The transcript has 2 exons. Gene Ontology annotation, biological process: anterior/posterior pattern specification; regulation of transcription by RNA polymerase II. Lineage: Eukaryota; Metazoa; Chordata; Actinopteri; Cyprinodontiformes; Goodeidae. Bases 160 to 807 code for a protein of 215 amino acids.